Molecule: messenger RNA, 2020 nt
Organism: Myotis myotis
Lineage: Eukaryota; Metazoa; Chordata; Mammalia; Chiroptera; Vespertilionidae
Gene: TRIP10
Product: thyroid hormone receptor interactor 10
Exons: 14
Coding region: 100-1758 (552 amino acids)
Biological process (GO): signal transduction
Molecular function (GO): protein binding
Source: RefSeq, a predicted model, not a curated record
GGGUCGGGCGCAUAGCCUUCGACUGAGUUUCCCCGCGGAGGGCGGCGGGCGGCGGGGACCGGGUGCGGCGGCCUCGGUGGCGGCCUCGGCGGGAGCAGCAUGGAUUGGGGCACCGAGCUGUGGGAUCAAUUUGAGGUGAUAGAGCGGCACACGCAGUGGGGGCUGGACCUGUUGGACAGAUAUGUGAAGUUCGUGAAAGAGCGGACAGAGGUGGAGCAGGCUUACGCGAAGCAGCUGCGGAACCUGGUGAAAAAGUAUCUGCCCAAGAGACCUGCCAAAGAUGACCCUGAGUCCAAGUUCAGCCAGCAGCAGUCCUUUGUGCAGAUUCUCCAGGAAGUAAAUGACUUUGCGGGCCAGCGGGAGCUGGUGGCUGAGAACCUCAGCGUCCACGUGUGUCUUGAGCUGGCCAAAUACUCGCAAGAGAUGAAGCAGGAGAGAAAGAUGCACUUCCAAGAAGGACGUCGGGCUCAGCAGCAGCUGGAAAGUGGCUUCAAACAGCUGGAGAAUAGUAAGCGUAAAUUUGAGCGGGACUGCCGGGAGGCUGAGAAGGCAGCCCAGACCGCAGAGCGGCUAGACCAGGAUAUCAACGCCACCAAGGCGGACGUGGAGAAGGCCAAGCAACAAGCCCAUCUUCGGAGUCAUAUGGCAGAAGAAAGCAAAAAUGAGUACGCAGCCCAACUACAGCGUUUCAACCGAGACCAGGCCCACUUCUAUUUUUCCCAGAUGCCUCAGAUAUUUGAUAAGCUACAGGACAUGGAUGAGCGCCGGGCCACCCACUUGGGGGCUGGGUACGGGCUGCUGUCAGAGGCGGAGCUGCAGGUGCUUCCGAUCAUCACCAAGUGUUUGGAGGGCAUGAAGGUGGCUGCGGCUGCUGUGGACAGCAAGAAUGACUCCCAGGUCCUAAUUGAGCUGAACAAGUCAGGCUUUGCCCGCCCGGGCGACGUGGAAUUCGAAGACUUCAGCCAGCCCAUGAACAGAGCGCACUCGGACAGCAGCCUGGGCACCCCCUCCGAUGGCCGGCCCGAGCUGCGAGGCCCAGGUCGUAGCCGUGCCAAACGCUGGCCCUUUGGCAAAAAGAACAAGCUCUCGUUCUGCCUGCAGACAGUGGUCACUGAGGAUUUUAGCCACUUGCUCCCAGAGCUGCAGAGAAAGCGGCUUCAGCAGCAGCUGGAGGAGCAUAAUCGUGAACUACAGAAAGAGAUUGACCAGAGGGAAGCCCUGAAGAAAAUGAAGGAUGUGUAUGAGAAGACACCCCAGAUGGGGGACCCCACUAGCUUGGAGCCCCAGAUUGCAGAAACCCUGAACAACAUUGAACGGUUGAAAUUGGAAGUGCAGAAGUAUGAGGCUUGGCUGGCGGAAGCUGAGAGCCGGGUGCUGAGCAACCGGGGAGACAGCCUGAACCGGCACACCCGGCCUCCGGACCCCCCAGCCAGCGCCCCACCCGACAGCAGCAGCAGCAGUAACAGUGGAUCACAGGAGAACAAGGAGAGCUCUGAAGAGCCCCCCUUGGAGGAAGGCCAGGACACCCCCAUCUACACAGAGUUUGAUGAGGAUUUCGAGGAGUCUGCAUCCCCUAUAGGUCACUGUGUGGCCAUCUACCACUUUGAAGGGUCCAGCGAGGGCACCAUAUCCAUGGCUGAGGGUGAAGACCUGAGUCUCAUGGAAGAGGACAAAGGCGAUGGCUGGACUCGGGUCAGGCGGAAACAGGGAGGGGAAGGCUACGUGCCCACCUCCUACCUCCGAGUCACGCUCAAUUGAACCCUGCCAGAGGUGGGAAGAGGGGGGCUGUCGGCUGCUGCUUCUGGGCCACAGGGGGCCCCAGGACCUACGCACUUUAUUUCUGCCCCCGUGGCUUCAGCUGAGACCUGUGUAACCUGCUGCCCCCCACCUCCACCCUACUCCUCACCUCAGAUGGACCCGCUGUGCCUUCUACCAUUGAUGUACAUACUCAUGUUUUAAAUCUUUUUCCUGCCACUCGGCUAGGGCCAUUUUGUUUUAUAUAUAAAAAAAAAUAGGUGAA